UGCUCCUCAUAACAGCCAGCUGUCAGCUUAGGUGCCCUACGUCGAGUUCCCAGAUCAGAGUUACUAUGAAGCCCGGACCCAGUCGUUCAACCGCCAGCUUGUCCUCCACCACAACGCUUGUCUGUGAAGAGUCGAAGCCACAAGACCAUGAGAUAAGCUCCAAGAUUAAAGAGGAUCUGGCGCAGCAAAAAAAGGCGAGGAAGAGCCGGACCAAGGGCACAUCUACCGCCCAAGGGACUAGCACCGACGAGGAGCAGUCCAGGGCCGGAAUACUGCGGCAGCAGCGGGCUGAACUCCUGUGGAAGACGUUCACGGAUGAGGAGUACUCCGACUGGAAGACGUUCAAGGACAACAACUACAAGGUGCCGCUGCGCUCGGUGUUCUCCUACGUGAAGUGUGAUCCCGGUCCCCAUGUAGUACUCAAUCUGCCGCCCAAGAUGCCGGGGUCGCAAUUGGUGGCCGAGAUGAUGAAGGGCAACCAUGGCGCCUUCAUCCGCGUUCGGAUCGGGAAGCACAAAUUCAGGUGCAUACCCAGCCUGCUCAAGUGCUUCUCGGUGUGGUUUGGCAGACGCGACUGGCGGAUAACCCGCUUCAAGUUCGAGGAGUGGGAGGUGCCUGCCCGCGGCUUUGAGGUCGCCUACGAGUGGAUGCGCACCGAGAAGCUGCCAGGCUUCGAGGUGUUGGUGCCCGCACUCCAAGUUGCGCGCCACCUGGGCGUGAGCCUGCUGGAGAAGCAAAUCUGGAGGAUGCUGUCCGGCAAGUCGGUGCGCGAGAAGAGCGCCUUCAUGCUCUAUCUGGAGGCUAGGCAGCAGCCGGCGCUCGGCCAGCUUUGCGAGGCGAUGAUGCGCCGGCUGAGGAAGUACUUCCUGGCGCUGGUGGGCAGCCAGCAUUUUCUGCGCCUGAAUGUGGACAUUCUAGAAGUGCUACUGCGCCAGGACACCAUCGGCGUCAACUCGGAGAUGGAGGUGUUCUUUGCCGUGCUGCGCUGGCUGGGCAAAUCUGGCGAUUUGAAGCGCCUGACGCACUUGGGCCGUCUGAUGAAGUGCGUCCGCUUCCACCAUAUGCCCAUGACUUUUUUGUUCAGCCUGCGCGAGUCUUGCAAUCGUCCGGACAAGGCGGAGCUCUUUUGCGAUGAUCCCGUGCUGCUGGCAUUCAAUGAGGACCCGGCUACAAUGCCCACGCUGGAGCGCGCCAUAUCCUUCAUCGGUGUGCGCAGCCAGUACGCAGAACUCGAGGAGUUCCUGACCGUCUGCGAGGGCCACCACAUGGACGUGGUCUUCCCGCGUCGUUGGGUCUACCACAUCAAGUGCCCGUACCACCUGCGCAGCAUUGAAUUCCCCUACCAGCACCGCUUCACUGCCUCGGAAUUCGGCACCUACAUUGACAGCAUCCAGAACGAAUGGGAGGGCCAGGGGCCGGCGGACCACGGAAGGUCCCUGGUCAUCGAAUUGGAGCCAGAUCCCAUGCUAGUCAGGCAGACGAUUGGGAAGGCCGGGGAGUGACCCCAUGCAUAUUUCAUACUUGUUUACUGUUUUCUACCGAUGUUUUCGAUACCAAGCAUUGCAAUGUGCAGCCGCACCUUUUCGAAUUAAAUUAAAGUUGCUUAA
Drosophila erecta is the source of this 1607-nucleotide messenger RNA. RefSeq lists its product as uncharacterized. The transcript has a single exon. Bases 66 to 1502 code for a protein of 478 amino acids. Lineage: Eukaryota; Metazoa; Arthropoda; Insecta; Diptera; Drosophilidae. The record is from RefSeq and is a predicted model, not a curated record.